AUGAGAAAAAUCUCUUUUGUAAGUACUUAUACCCGGAAACCCAAAGGAAACCACCAACUACUAGUAACUUUGAAAAUGAAUGCCCCCGAAAAGUUGAGUCAAAAGGCCUCACAGAAUGUAAUGAAGCGCUUUGGUGUAUGGCUUAAAAGCCCAGACUUUCGUAGAUAUUUGAUGAGUACCCAUUUCUGGGGACCUUUAUCGAACUUUGGUAUUCCUAUUGCUGCUAUUUUGGAUUUGAAAAAGGACCCUAAAUUGAUUUCUGGACAGAUGACUUCUGCUCUUGUUGCCUAUUCUGCUGUUUUUAUGCGUUAUGCCUGGAUGGUAAGCCCCAGAAACUAUCUUUUGUUGGGCUGUCACGCUUUUAACUGUACCGUACAAAGUGUCCAAGGACUCCGUUUUGUCAACCAUUGGUAUGGAUAUGGUGACCAAAGCUCUGUUGUCGAAAAUGUAGUGAAGGCUGCUAAGAAGGAAAAACCUGUUAGAGACUAA
Molecule: messenger RNA, 489 nt
Organism: Schizosaccharomyces osmophilus
Lineage: Eukaryota; Fungi; Ascomycota; Schizosaccharomycetes; Schizosaccharomycetales; Schizosaccharomycetaceae
Gene: mpc1
Product: mitochondrial carrier, pyruvate Mpc1
Exons: 7
Coding region: 1-489 (162 amino acids)
Biological process (GO): pyruvate import into mitochondria
Cellular component (GO): mitochondrial inner membrane
Source: RefSeq, a predicted model, not a curated record